This is a messenger RNA of Hymenoscyphus albidus, 594 nucleotides long. The record is from the annotation of a GenBank genome assembly. Lineage: Eukaryota; Fungi; Ascomycota; Leotiomycetes; Helotiales; Helotiaceae.
AUGAAGUCUAUCAUGAACCUCGUUACCCUUCUCCUCUCAAUCCUCGCCUUUGGCAUGACUAUCACCGCCAACGAAAUUCACCAGCGGGAAGUCGAAAAGCGCCAAGAAACAUCUUUCAACUCUGCCAGUGCCUCGGGAAGCAUCGCCAGCGGUAUACUUUCCACUGUCAGCAGUGUUCUCAAUGGGGAAUCUGCCACCGCUCCAGCCACCGCUCUUCCAUCGGUCACUGGCCCCGCCGUCUCAGCCGUUUCUUCCUUAAGCAGUGCAGUCGACUCUGCUACUAGCGUUCUAGCCAGUGCUGGUAGUAGUGUUAGCAGUGCCCUCUCAUCAGCAAGCGAACAUGCAAGUAGUGGAGCAAGCAAUGGAGCAAGCUCGGCAACCAGUGCAGCAAGUUCAGCAAGCAGCUCUGCGAGCAGUGGAGCCAGUAGGGUUAGCAGUGCCGCCAGCAGCCGUGCUAGCUCUGCUACAGGUUCAGCAUCGUCGUCUGCAACAACAUCUUCAUCUUCGUCUGGUGCUACUUCCUUGAGUGUGGGUGGAUAUCAAAGCUGCGGUGCUAUUUUCGGCAUUGCUAUGGUCGCCAUGGUCGCUCUUUAA